AUGGACCCAGAAAAUAGUAGCAGAGCAGGUCUUGCUCUCCCAAACCCACAAGGGCCCUCCAGUGCACCUGAAAUUGAACUUUCAGAAGUAUCUCUCCAUGAAAAUCCCUUGCUGGAGAAGGCUGCUUCAUCCCCACCAUGCCAUACAUGGUUGAUAUUUUUGAAGAGGGAGCUGGAAUUUCUGGGGGUAACACAAAUUCUGGUUGGCUUGAUAUGUCUUUGUUUUGGAACAAUUGUCUUCUCCGUGAUCAAUAUUUCAGAAUUUAAGGAAGACGUUUUUUCAUCAUUUAAAGCAGGCUACCCAUUCUGGGGAGCAGUGUUUUUUACUAUUUCUGGGUUUUUGCCAAUUAUGGCUGAAAAGAAACACGCUACUUAUCUGGUGUGGGGAACCCUGGGAGCCAACACCGUCAGCAGCAUAGCUGCUGGGAUAGGAAUCUUCAUCCUGACGGUCAACGUGAAGAGGAGCUUGGCUUAUAUCUACAGCUGCCAGGAAGCUUAUAGAGAGGACUUCUGCUUUAUGGCUUAUUUUUCCACUGAAAUUGUGGCAAUGAUUUUGUUUCUCACCAUUCUGGGAUUUUGCAGUGCUGUGUCCCUCAUAAUCUAUGGGGUUGGAGAAAUAGUCCAAGGGAACAAGAUUGCAGAAGAUCGUCUUUAUGAAGAAUUAAACAUAUAUUCACCAAUUUACAGUGAGUUGGAAGACAAAGUGGAGGCAUCUUCUCCCGCUGAUUCGUAA
Messenger RNA from Odobenus rosmarus divergens (Pacific walrus), 732 nucleotides. RefSeq names its product membrane-spanning 4-domains, subfamily A, member 2 (gene MS4A2). Gene Ontology annotation, biological process: cell surface receptor signaling pathway. Bases 1 to 732 code for a protein of 243 amino acids. The record is from RefSeq and is a predicted model, not a curated record. The transcript has 7 exons. Lineage: Eukaryota; Metazoa; Chordata; Mammalia; Carnivora; Odobenidae. Gene Ontology annotation, cellular component: external side of plasma membrane; plasma membrane; Fc-epsilon receptor I complex.